CCCUCGCCAGUUGACGUUUCGCGGCAGGAGUAAGAGGUUACAGUGCAGCCGCAAUGGGAGACGAUAACCCUGAACGAGCCCUCGGGUCGGCGGAAGGCGCCCUGGCCAUCGUGGGCCUUCUAUAUUUGAGUAAACUCGCCAUCACCAACGCCUGGGCUAUCCUGACUGGCCUGAGAGCGCACGUCUGGUCGAGGCUGUGGAAUAGGAACUUCGUGCAGCGCUACGGCGAGUGGGCGGUGGUUACAGGCUGCACUGACGGGAUCGGCAAGGAGUACGCCAAGGAGCUUGCCAAGACCAAGAUGAAUAUUGUCCUGAUUUCUCGCACCCAGUCAAAGCUUGAAAAGGUUGCUGCAGAAAUAAGUGAGGAAUUUGGCGUGAAGACAGAAAUUGUUCGAGCUGACUUUUCAAAUGGCCAGCCCAUCUAUCAGGACAUUUCAAAGCAUCUUCAGGACAAAGAAAUUGGCAUCCUAGUAAAUAAUGUGGGAGUAAUGCUUCCCCAUCCAAUGAAAUUUGGAGAAGCAUCAGAGUUUGACGUCUGGAGUCAUGUUAACAUCAAUGUCGCAGCGACGCUUGCUAUGACAAAACUAGUUCUACCUGGAAUGGUGUCCCGACGCAAGGGUGCCAUCAUCAACAUUGCUUCAAUUGCAGGCACACAUCCACUACCCCUUAUGGGAAUCUAUGGUGCAACAAAGGCUUUUGUUGAUGACUUCUCCCAGUCACUGCAAUGGGAAUAUCGCAGCUCAGGAAUCACAGUUCAGACUGUUAACCCUUCUUAUGUGUCAACCAACAUGACCAGCUUUUCAGAUCUUGUUCACAAGCAGAGUCCAGUAGUCCCAACAGCAACAACAUUUGUGUCUCAUGCCAUUGCAACCAUAGGAUACACUUGUCGUACAAGUGGGUACUGGAUUCAUGGAAUUGCGAAACAUGCUGCGGAAAAUUACUGCCCAAAGUGGCUCUUCAUGUUCAGCAUGUAUAUGUGGAAUCUCCUCUUGCUACACAAUCUGAAAGAGAACAAGGAAUGAAGCAGAGAAGGACAGUGAAAAGAAUGCAGCACUUUUUAUAUUUUUCCACUUUGGUAAAUUGCUCACUUUAUUUAUAUAAUGUAUAUUUAAAUUUUUGUGUGAGUAUAAUAUUUGAUUUUUCAUUUUUAAUACAAAUCUGUUCUCUGUCAAUUUGUUAGUUAAAGCCAUUGUUUUAAUUUGAAUGGGAUACAGUGUGUCCUCGGUAUUCAUGAUUCAUCCAUUCAGAAAGACUGACAAAAACUGAAACAAUGUUUCCCUUAAGAAAUAAUGUAAAUCCAAUUAAUUCAUUCUAGACACCCAAAAAUAUUUCUAAAUAAUACAUUUUAAAGAGAAUAACUAUAGUUUUACAUACAGAAAACAUUGACAAAUAAAUAAAAUGACUAAUGAAAGGGAUAAAAGAUCAUUUAACAUCACUUUUACCUUUACCGAAGACUCUAUUUGGCAUAUGGAAAAUGUCCAGGAAAGGAGAGGUUAUUGUUUGGAAGGGGAAUCCCCAUCCUUAAGGUAUCAGGUGUCAAGGCCUGAGUCACAAACACAUGGAAUGCUUUGUGCAGGCGCUUGAUUCCAGGAAAUGAAUGGCCGACUCACACAGGCAGGUGUAUGGUUCAUUUGAACUGUGCAAAAUAUGCUAUGUAUGAAAACUGAGACAAAAUUUAAAUGAAAAAAGUCAUCGAAAACCGAAUCAUACAAAAACUAGGGCAUGUGAAAACCGAGGUUUUACUGUAUCCUCUAAUGAUUAUCCACAAUUGCAUUAUCAUGCAUUUUUGUAUCUAUAAUUCCGAGUCUCCAGCUCAAGGAAAUUGUAUUAAAAGAAAUUAAGUAGACUAGCCAAGAAAAAAAUCUAACUGUAUAAAUAGUAAAGUUAAUAAGGUAUAGGUUUUUUUAAUUUAUCUUGUGUUGUUAAAUGGAGUAUUUUAUUAAAUAACCAUUUUGUAA
Penaeus indicus is the source of this 1958-nucleotide messenger RNA. RefSeq names its product inactive hydroxysteroid dehydrogenase-like protein 1. Bases 54 to 1022 code for a protein of 322 amino acids. The record is from RefSeq and is a predicted model, not a curated record. Gene Ontology annotation, cellular component: mitochondrion. Gene Ontology annotation, molecular function: oxidoreductase activity. The transcript has 7 exons. Lineage: Eukaryota; Metazoa; Arthropoda; Malacostraca; Decapoda; Penaeidae.